Molecule: messenger RNA, 444 nt
Organism: Suillus subalutaceus
Lineage: Eukaryota; Fungi; Basidiomycota; Agaricomycetes; Boletales; Suillaceae
Exons: 1
Coding region: 1-444 (147 amino acids)
Molecular function (GO): oxidoreductase activity
Source: RefSeq, a predicted model, not a curated record
AUGCAUCUUAUCACCUCAAGUCUCUUCCUUUCACCCAUGUUGCCUUACCUGUCGCAAAACUCGCAAGUUAUUUUACUUCGCGGAUACUUUGCAUCGACUAUUGAAUGGUCGAUUACAUACGGCGUCCCUGGACUGGACAUCCAAGGCUUCCUCAACCACACUUCGCAUCUUUCGUCGGAGGCCAGGGUCCCAAACCCAUUCCUCGACAUUGUUCAGUCUGCAACAACGCACCCAAACGAUCGUAUGUCGAAGAUUCAGUACGGCUUUGCGUAUUUCUCUUUAGUUUAUAGCGCACGGCCCAAGGGCUAUUUCAAGGAUACGGAACUGCAGGGCGCAGAAGCGCUAGAUGAAUGGCUCUCCCUUAAGGCCGCGAGAUUGACUGAGGAGUAUAUGAGCGAGGUCACGACGUCCUGGAGUCAAGAGGGAUUUCCUGCAAGAGAUUAG